Molecule: messenger RNA, 972 nt
Organism: Plenodomus lingam JN3
Lineage: Eukaryota; Fungi; Ascomycota; Dothideomycetes; Pleosporales; Leptosphaeriaceae
Source: RefSeq, a predicted model, not a curated record
AUGAUAGCCAUCUGCGGGACGGUGUAUAGCACAACACGUGAUCAUACGUCGAAGUUCAAAAGAUUCUGCGACGACCCUGAAAUGCGACCCUCUAAUCUGAUAAUCGUCACCACCGUGCCCAUUCCAUGCAUGCCCCGAUUUCUGCAGCCUAAGAAGUCAACACAGCAUCGUGUCGCAGCCUUUGCGUUGUACCGAGCUUUGCUCUCACGAUGUUCCUCCACACCACUGGCAGAUGACGACCGCACGUCUCUACGCAAUGCAAUUCGCAACAAAUUUCGCAAGAACAGGAAAAUAGAAAGUCCAUACCAAUUAGGUCUGAGCUUCAAAGCGGGCUAUGAGGCUCUCGACCAUCUAGAUGCAUCUGCAACUGGCGUUGCUGCAAGUCUAGCAUUCCUCCAGCGCAUGAUCUCCAGAAUUCCCCCCCGCUUGAAGCGCACCUUCCAGCCGCGCCCUCGCAACCGUACGCCAGAUCCACCCAAAGAGAGACUCGCAAGUCUACCCCCCGAACGCGCCGUCCUCAACGUGCGCCCCUACGCAAAGACGUCUGGCCCUCGACAUGUCCCCAUCCUCGCCAGCGCAAAUGGCGUGCCAUUUCUGCGCCUCACAAAGCCCCAACCGCCGGCUCUCAGCCGCGUGAUCCGGCAGCGCUUGCAACGCAGGAACGAUCUGUUCGAUAGCAAGGUGUUGCUAGCAAACUGGUGGCUUCCAUUGUCCCAACAGGAAGACAGGUGGGAUAUUAUGAUGAAUGCGCAAUUGGGCGAGGUCGGUGAUGAGACGGGGUGGACGGAGGCGGUACAGAUGGCUAUACAGCAGAAUGUUGUGGCGCAUCAUAAGGAACUUGUCAAGGAUGCGGAGAUGACGAAGAAGAUGCAGAGGAUUGUGGAUUUGGAGACGGAGCUUGCGCUGGCGGAGGGGCAGACGAUUAUGAGAGGGAGGAAGAGAAGACCGCUGAGUGUAAUCAAACCCAAUUGA